Molecule: messenger RNA, 1519 nt
Organism: Boleophthalmus pectinirostris (great blue-spotted mudskipper)
Lineage: Eukaryota; Metazoa; Chordata; Actinopteri; Gobiiformes; Gobiidae
Product: ADP-ribosylation factor-like protein 4D
Exons: 3
Coding region: 223-813 (196 amino acids)
Biological process (GO): vesicle-mediated transport; intracellular protein transport
Cellular component (GO): cytoplasm
Molecular function (GO): GTPase activity; GTP binding
Source: RefSeq, a predicted model, not a curated record
UCUCUCCAGCUCCAGUCCCGUCCGUGCGCUCUGCGUCCUGACCGCGCACAGCCGCUCCUCUCCGGAUCAAAUCCCGACUCUGCACCGGUGGAUUUUACGCGACAGUCGGACGGAUUGAAUUUCACGUUACGUUUUUGGAGGAUUGCCCGUUAGUUUAACCGCAAAACAGCGCAGAUCUAUAAUUACCUUCUGAAGUCACUCACCCAUCCUCCACCUUACACUAUGGGGAACCAGCUGAGCGAGCGGGCCCCUGGGAGCCCCUUCCUGCCUGGUCUCCAGCCCCUGCACAUUGUGGUGAUUGGCCUGGACUCUUCUGGCAAAACGGCUCUGCUCUACCGCCUCAAACUGGGCGAGUUCGUGGACACCAUUCCCACCAAGGGCUUCAACAUGGAGCGUCUGAGGCUGAGCGGUGGCAGUCUGUACCAAGUGUGGGACGUGGGGGGCCAGGACAAACUCCGGCCCCUGUGGAAGUCGUACACGCGCAGGACAGACGGGCUGGUGUUUGUGGUAGACGCCGCUGACCCCGAGCGCCUGGAAGAGGCGCGAGCAGAGCUGCACCGGAUGGCCCGCUGUCCAGAGAGCCAGGGAGCACCCAUCCUGCUGCUGGCCAACAAACAAGACCUGCCCGGGGCCAUGAUGCCGGCACAGGUGGAGAAGGCCCUGUCGCUCCAUGAGCUCAGCUCGUCCACACUGCACCACACUCAGGGCUGCUCCGCUGUGGACGGGGCCGGUUUACAGCCUGGACUGGACAUGCUCCACCACAUGAUCCUGCAGAGGAGGAGGAGCCAGAGACAGAGCCACAAGAAGAGAUGAGAGACGAGAGUCAGCCUCACGGGAACUCCGGGGGACGGACCUCCAGGGUGAACAUUAAAGGACACGCAUAAAGAGGCAACGCUUAAGAGGCAAGCCUAAAGGGACAACCAGGGAACAGACCUGGGAGAGACUCUUUAUAGUAGAGGCUGACAGCGCCCCCUACAGACCCACGCCGGGACAGGCCACUGAAGGAGCUGUGUCUGCCGGAGGACGCAGGGACAUAACUGCUCAUGUUGCACAAGUCCACUUAGACUUUUUCUGUUGGACUCCUCUGACCUGUGGACAUUUUCAGACCUAAGAAUGUUCUCAGGUGCCUUAUUACACGCUGUGUGAAAUUUGUUUGUGGUCUACAGUGUUUGUGUCAAAUCCACAAAUGUUGAAUUUUCUUGUUGUUGUUCAAGUGGCUGGUUCCACUCACUUUUGUAAUGUAUAAACUAUUGCAUUUUACACUAGAAUUUUGAAUUAUUCUCAUUAGAGUUAGUUUUUUUUUUUUAAACAAUGUUUCAAUGAACAUUUUUGACAUUUGACCUGCCCUCAUCUCAGGUGAACACUACACGGAUGUAUGCAAAGAUGGUAGGGCAUCUGACACAGCACCUGUAUCUCCAGCUCUUUACCAAAGUACUGUAUUUGAAGUAGACUGAAGGACACUUUGUACUUGUACUCAUGUUUUUGUAAAAAAAUAAAUGAUUGUCAGUGCAGUCCUGUA